This is a messenger RNA of Dissoconium aciculare CBS 342.82, 615 nucleotides long. RefSeq lists its product as uncharacterized. The coding region runs from base 1 to 615 and encodes 204 amino acids. The record is from RefSeq and is a predicted model, not a curated record. The transcript is spliced from 2 exons. Lineage: Eukaryota; Fungi; Ascomycota; Dothideomycetes; Mycosphaerellales; Dissoconiaceae.
AUGGCGAACCAGCAACACCCUCCGGAGGUGCGCUCCGUUAGCGAAGGUCCUGAAUUGGGCCAGACCAGCCGUCCUCAGGUGCCGACGAAGACCUUGAAGACUUCCUACCCGCUCAUCGACUGUGAUCCGCAUUUCACCCGCGUGGUCAGCUACGCACGCACAAGCGACUGGAUCGCAGCCGGCCUCUGCGGAUCCGUAACCCCCGGACUGAUGACUUUCUGGCAACACACCUCACCAACCGGAAUUUCACGACAAUCGCUCGCGAGUAUCAUGCGCCUGAGCGUCGGCGUUGGAAUGUGCGCGGGAUUCCUAUUGAUGUACGAGCGCUCGGCGGCGCGAUUCUACGGCUUCACGGAGAACCGUCGGGAGAUCGAGAUGGACAUGCGGGAGAUGACGGAUCGAGUGAAGAAGGGGCUACCGAUCUACGGUGAGAGCACCCUCACGGAGUAUAUGCAGGGAGCGGCGAGUCGGCAGAGUCGAUACAGUGGUAUCUUUUUGCAUGUCAUGCCGUGGUUCAAUUUCGUCAACCACAAUCAGCAUGGUGUGGAUACGGCCAAGUACUAUCAGAAUGCCGAGCGGGAGCUGGAGGCCGAGCGAACGAAGCGAGGGGAGUAG